Molecule: messenger RNA, 348 nt
Organism: Clunio marinus
Lineage: Eukaryota; Metazoa; Arthropoda; Insecta; Diptera; Chironomidae
Source: the annotation of a GenBank genome assembly
AUGAUUGGUUGGUUGAUGAUGAGUUCAACGAAAAGAAAGAAAAAGGGGACUGGUUACGUUCGAUUUCAUGCAUUCAAGUAUUGCACUAAAGCAACAUUACAACAUAGCGCAUCAUCUCUCACUUCCCAGUUUUCUGCUAAAUUGCACAAUGCGUGCGGUCAUGAUAUCAAACGGCACGUGACUUGUAUUUAUAAAGUGUUGGAAGAAAAGCAAGACGACGAUGACGACGACACAGGAAAUAAAAUUACAAACUAUUUACGGCCCUAUUUGUGUUUCACUGAAUAUUGUCGUAAAAAUUUAUACUCGAUAUCACUUUUUAUGACGCUUUUGCACUCAGUCGAACCAUAA